Molecule: messenger RNA, 237 nt
Organism: Clonostachys rhizophaga
Lineage: Eukaryota; Fungi; Ascomycota; Sordariomycetes; Hypocreales; Bionectriaceae
Source: the annotation of a GenBank genome assembly
AUGUCUAGCGACAAAGAGCCACAAACCUCCCGGCGCGCUUGCAACGACCCAGUCGGGAACGGGCCAUACGCUGCGCCAGUCAACGGCAAAGGCUGCGGCUGGUGUGACAAUCAGGACAAGUAUGGCUACGGCUCCAGUUCCAUUUACUUUGGUGGAAAGUGGGCACUUGGCAAGCUGUUGAAUAAAGGAAAUGAGGAGGAGAAGGAGAAGGGAAAGGGAAAGAAGGAGAGUAACUAG